Molecule: messenger RNA, 363 nt
Organism: Knipowitschia caucasica
Lineage: Eukaryota; Metazoa; Chordata; Actinopteri; Gobiiformes; Gobiidae
Source: the annotation of a GenBank genome assembly
AUGACUGUGGAGUCCAACGUGUUGGUGUUAUCAAAGGUUCGUCAUUCUCAGAUGCUGAAUGCUGCCCCUCUGCGUCCAUGGAUCAUAGCUAACAAAGAUGGGACAAUAGAAGCAGCACAUUGUGAUUGCAAGGCUGGACUAGGUGAAACCUGCAGCCAUGUCGGUGCUCUCCUGUUUUACGUUGAAUCAGCACACCGCUUGGUUACACAGAGGACUGUCACCCAAGAGAAGGCUUACUGGUGCAUACCAUCAGCGAUUGACAAGGUGAGCCUAUUCAACAGCGGUCAUCCCAGAAACUUCCUGAUGUCCCGAGACCAUCAGCUGCAGACAGACUUGAAAUAUUGCACGACUUGCAUCGCGUGA